UAUAGCACAAAUUUCUAAUUUUCUUCUAUUCAAUAUUACAUCAAUUUUUUUAUUCAUAUAAAUAAUGAUUCAGUUCGAAAUAUCCGCACCGGGCAAGGUAAUUUUACAUGGAGAACACGCGGUGGUAUACGGAAAAACUGCUGUUGCGGCCAGCUUAAAUUUACGUACUAAACUCAAAUUCUCGGAAUUAGAUUCGAACAGGAAGUUUAUCGAGAUAAACUUCCCUAAAGUCUGUUUGUACUUAAAAAUAUCUUUGGAUGAAUUUCUAGAAUACUUGCAGCCUUCUUAUCCGAUUAACGAGAAUACUGAUCAAUUACUUGAGCAAGUCCAAAAGUUUGUUUCUUUACAACAAUUUACUAGCAAGUACGACGGUGAAAGGUCACAGAAGUUAAGCUUACAAGCGGUACUAUAUUUGCUCGCUUAUAUCGCCUUCGAAGAACAGAUCCAAAUUAAACCUUUCUCCAUACAUUUAAUUACGGACUUAACGGUCGGUUCGGGUCUGGGUAGUUCGGCAUCGUUCGCAGUCUGUCUCGCGGGAUGCUUCCUCCACUGGGUACGUCUACUGAAGGGCGAUAUUCAUGAUACAUUUGAUCUAGAUGAUCUUGAAAGGAUCUCGAAGUAUGCACUGAGCUGCGAGCAAAUUAUGCAUGGUUCUCCAUCUGGGAUCGACAACAGCGUGUGCACAUACGGUGGGGCAAUAGAGUUCCGACGUGGAGAACCGGUGAGUGUGUUGUCUAAUAUGCCAAACUUGAAUAUCCUGUUGGUCGACACAAAGGUCACUCGGAAUACGAAAGAUCUGGUGAAUCGAGUGCGGGAGCGAAGAAAAUUACAUCCAGCAGUCAUCGAUUCGAUCUUCGACAGCAUUGAGACGGUAUCAAAAACGGCUGUUCAAGUCUUCGGUGAAAUAUAUAAUGCUCAGACAACCAACGAUGCGGCUCUCCUAGAUUCAGGAUAUGAAAAAUUAUCUUCUCUCAUCAACAUUAACCAAGGAUUACUUAGUACAUUAGAUGUAUCACAUCCUGCCCUGAAUAACAUUUGCUCAAUUGCACAAAAUAAUUUAUUAGCUGGAAAACUCACAGGUGCUGGUGGAGGUGGAUACGCAUAUAUCUUAUUACCGAAUACUGAAAACAUAAUUGAUACGGUUUUCUAUGAAAAUUAAGACAGUCAUACCAUGUCAUAUCAACUAGCUUGGGUGGCAAUGGAGUGACGAUUGAACGUAAAAUACAGAAUUAGUAUUAGGAUACAACAUAAUAUAAAUAGAUAUUGAGUUAUUAUGAAAUUCUCUAUUCUUUUUUCAUAUAGAAUCAAAUAAGAUAAAUCAAUAAUAUAAAUCUUAUUGAUAAUGAUAUUAUAAAUGGGAGGAAAGAAGAAUAGAGAAUUUUAUAAUAACUCUAUAUAUUAAAUAAUAAAGCAUGUAUCAAUAAGAUAAAUCUAAAAUAAAGCAUGUAUCUAUUAAAUAUAUAUACAAAUUAUUACAUCAUAGAUGGGAAGAUAACUAUGAAAUAUUCUUUCGCGCUAAUAUAAUAUAUAACAAUAUAUAUUGUUGAUAUAUAUAUAUAUAUCGGAUGUCUAUAUAUAUAAAUACUUGUAAAUUAUCGUUAUUGAUUUGCGCGAUACACAAGAACCGAUCCGAGAGGAAAAAAUAUUCUCUUCAUUUCGUUUAUAUUUGGAUUUUUGGAGAAAUAGAAAUUUUUCGUCCAAAUUCAUAAAAAAUAACAAAUAGAAGCAUAAAUAUCAUCCUGCUUCGGAUUCAGCUCAAGCUCUAGUAAUUAUAUGUAAUUUUUAAUUGAAUUAAAAUUAUAAUAAUCAACACUGCGAAUAAAAUGUUUAUAAAAAUCAACAAAAAUAACACUAUCUUCUGUGUCAAAAUGAUAUGAAAAUGACUUUGAUCUAAAGUGCGAGUAUUGCGUUUUACGAUGUAUCUAGAUAUAAUAAUCAGAGUAUCAAAGUAUAUUUACAUCUACUUCAUAAAUUAUUCGUUCUGUUUGAAACUAUAAUUUGUAUCAACACAAGUUGAGGUCAUCACAAUAAUUGUUUCUUAAGUAGAACAAAAUUAUAAUGUUCACACGACUAGUUUGCAUUAUCAAAAUAUAUAUAAAAAGUUAUAUUUAUUUAAAUUAAAAUCUGAUGAUAAUUAAUCGUAUCUAUUAGAAUUCUAUUAAUAGUUAAGAAAAGAUUUUUUAUCCAAUGCGUAAUACAUUAUCUUUUCCUAUUGUCAAAAAUUGCAAUAUUUGUGUUAAUGUUAAAUUAUUGUUAAAGUGAGUUACUUUAUACAGUAAAUGUAUUUAUACUAAUGUAAGAGCAAACAUUAGAAAUUAAAUUUCAAAAUAUGAUCUAAA
Messenger RNA from Nylanderia fulva, 2339 nucleotides. RefSeq names its product ALG6 alpha-1,3-glucosyltransferase garnysstan (gene gny). Lineage: Eukaryota; Metazoa; Arthropoda; Insecta; Hymenoptera; Formicidae. Gene Ontology annotation, cellular component: cytosol; cytoplasm. Gene Ontology annotation, biological process: cholesterol biosynthetic process; isopentenyl diphosphate biosynthetic process, mevalonate pathway; isoprenoid biosynthetic process. The record is from RefSeq and is a predicted model, not a curated record. Gene Ontology annotation, molecular function: mevalonate kinase activity; ATP binding.